This is a messenger RNA of Bemisia tabaci, 327 nucleotides long. The record is from RefSeq and is a predicted model, not a curated record. Lineage: Eukaryota; Metazoa; Arthropoda; Insecta; Hemiptera; Aleyrodidae.
AUGGUGUGGUCGCCACGUUUGAUUCGUGUUUCAGUUGAAACUGCUCGGAGCUUCGCGGGGAUCCUGAAGGCGGAGCGGCAGCCGUUCGCGGACUGGGGGAACGUGGUGGACGGAGUGCCCCGACAGCGGCAGAGCCUGGCCGACUGCUCCCCGGACGACCCGAUAUUCCCGUGUCCCCGCUGCGAGCGAUGCUACAAGCACCUCAGGUCCAUGAAGAAGCACCUCAAGCUCGAGUGCGGCGUCGAGCCCCAGUUCCCGUGCCCGCUCUGCGACUACAAGGCCAAGCAGAAGAUCUCCCUCCAGAAACACCUCACCAAGCAUCACUAG